Brassica rapa (field mustard) is the source of this 3383-nucleotide messenger RNA. Its product is annotated as sugar transporter ERD6-like 4. Lineage: Eukaryota; Viridiplantae; Streptophyta; Magnoliopsida; Brassicales; Brassicaceae. The record is from RefSeq and is a predicted model, not a curated record. Gene Ontology annotation, cellular component: membrane; plant-type vacuole. Gene Ontology annotation, molecular function: sugar transmembrane transporter activity. Gene Ontology annotation, biological process: carbohydrate transport; transmembrane transport.
UAAAUUAAUAAGAUGGUGAUUCGUAUUUUUCGACUGCUCAUACCAAUCCAAUAACAAUCCCCAAAAUUGUAUUCCCCAUUUUUGUUGUUUCAGAAUCUAAAAUGUUUUUGACAUUUUCUGGUAAUUUUAAUUUUAUUGAAAACUAGUUAUCAAUUUUAUUUUAGGGAAAAUUUUAUGUUUACCAUUUUCAUUAAAAAUAAAGAUAAAAAUGGUUAGUGUAAACAUGAAAAGUGAUACUAUGAAUGUGCUAAUUUGUGGUAAUUUCCCAAAAAAAAAGUUUUCUAAACAUAAUUAUCUAUACUAACAAAAUAGAAAUCAUGAUUUUUUUUAUGCGUGAUAUUUAAAAAUGGAUCAUCAUGUUUAUCAAAUUUUAUAUACUUUAAUCAUCAUAUCUUUUAAUAUCUUUAUCCUUUAUUUAAAAUAUAAAUAAAUAUUUUUAAGAAAAAUCUAAGAAAAUCUGUCAGAAUCAUUUUAAAUUUUAUUUUCGAAAACUUAUUAAUUUAAAUUUUAACUAUCAUAAAAUAUAACUAAAAUUUCAAAUUAAAUUUUUUUUGUUUAAUGAACGAAAAUUAAAUUUAAUGAACGAAAAUUAAAAUCAGAUAAAAGAUUUUUAAUUAUACUUUAGUGAUGAUAAAAAUUUAAAUUAAUUAAUUUUCGGAAAUAAUUUUAUAAAGAUCUUAAAAAGAUUUUUUUAGAAAGAAAUAUCCAAUUUAAUUUCAAAUAAAAUAAAAUAAAAUAACAAAAAAUCUUAUUCAACUUUGUGUAUUUCAAGCAAUUUUUCAAAUACGAUUUUACUACAAAAUUGUUUUGCAUGUACAAUAUAUUAUAGUUUCUUUAAAAAAAAUAUUUGUUGGUGUUUUUAACAAUAUCUUACAAUAUUUCUUCUCUAUUAUGUAGGUCCAAUUUAAUUUGACUUCCAUAUACAUUUCAAACUUAGAAAAAAUUAAAAAUAAUGUAAAAUAAUAUUGUUACAUAAUAAUAUUCUCAAAAUGAAAUUUAUUACAAAAAAUUUAUAGUAAUAACAAUAUAAGCCACUUAAAUAUAGGCGUUUUAGAGUUAUAUAAUACAUAUAAAUCACAUUAAUUUAGUGAUAAAUUUUAUUAUAUAAACUAAAAUGUUUUAGUAUAAAAAACAUGUACGGAUGCGCGAGUCAAGACCUAGACCUGGUGUCUCUUACCAUUAGUUAGAUAACUCAGCUUGUGAUCGAUAUGUCAGACGACUCUUUGAUAGUAUGUAUUAAAGAAAACUAAAGUAUUAAGUAUGAAUUUUAUGGUGCAAAUAUUAUUUUAUAUAUCGUAAUUAGUCACUUUGUAAAUGUCUAAAAGCAGAUUAUAUAUACUACUAGUUAACUAGUAUGUAGAAGGAAGAUAAAUAAUAGUAUAAACUAGUGGUCGUAUACGUAAACAUGCAUCAAUGGUUCAAUAAAACCCAUGCAAAAAACCAACAAUUCAAUUCAAUUAUAACAUAAAAGGAUUGCAUAUGGAUAUAUUAACUUUUUUUUUGACUAAUCCUUUAAACUGAAAUGUAUUUAGUAUUUUAAUCAAGGAGACGUGUCUGUUAGGUGGAAAACUCUGAAACUGUCUACGUCUCUCCAGGCAUUGGCUCCUGAAACCAUGAUGGUCAUUUAACAUAACAUCAAAAGAGAAGACAUCCUUCGAAUCUCAUCCGGCCUUCUUUCUUUUUCCCUUCAUAAGAUCAUACGAAGCUUGUUUCUCUGUAGAUCACGUACGAUUUUGUAAAGAUUCAGAAGAGAUGAGUAACAGAGAUGAUACGGAAGAGGGAAGGAGUGAUCUUCGACGUCCCUUCUUACACACGGGAAGCUGGUACCGGAUGGGUUCCAGACAAUCUAGCAUGUUGGAAUCGUCUCUUGCUAUUCGAGACAGCUCCAUCUCUGUCCUAGCUUGUGUCUUGAUCGUUGCUCUUGGUCCUAUUCAAUUCGGUUUCACUUGUGGCUAUUCCUCUCCAACUCAAGCUGCUAUUACUAAGGAUCUUGGCUUAACUGUAUCAGAGUACUCUGUGUUUGGGUCUCUAUCCAAUGUGGGUGCUAUGGUUGGCGCAAUUGCAAGUGGUCAGAUUGCAGAAUACAUGGGGAGAAAAGGGUCUCUGAUGAUUGCUGCCAUUCCCAAUAUUAUGGGCUGGCUUUCUAUAGCUUUUGCAAAAGAUACUUCUUUUCUUUACAUGGGAAGACUGUUAGAAGGUUUUGGCGUUGGGAUCAUCUCUUAUACGGUGCCUGUAUAUAUAGCCGAGAUCGCUCCACAGAACAUGAGAGGAGCAUUAGGUUCAGUAAACCAGCUUUCUGUAACAGUUGGGAUAAUGUUGGCAUACUUACUCGGUCUCUUUGUUCCAUGGAGAAUUCUUGCAGUUUUGGGAGUAUUGCCAUGUACAUUAUUGAUACCGGGUCUUUUCUUCAUUCCUGAAUCUCCUCGGUGGCUGGCAAAGAUGGGUUUGACAGAUGAUUUUGAAACUUCCUUGCAAGUUCUUCGUGGUUUUGAUACUGACAUUAGCAUCGAGGUUAAUGAAAUCAAGAGAUCUGUGGCCUCAUCUGGCAAACGUUCUGCUAUUCGGUUUGUGGACCUCAAGCGUAGGAGAUACUAUUUUCCAUUGAUGGUUGGUAUAGGACUGCUUGUACUUCAACAACUUGGAGGAAUCAACGGUGUCUUGUUCUAUUCGAGUACAAUUUUUGCAUCUGCAGGGGUCUCAUCGAGUAAUGUGGCAACAUUUGGAGUUGGUGCUGUUCAGGUACUGGCCACUGCAGUAGCUACAUGGCUGGUUGAUAAAUCAGGUCGCAGACUUUUGCUCAUGAUCUCUUCUAUAGGGAUGACGAUUAGCCUGGUGAUUGUAGCAGUCGCGUUUUACCUUAAGGAAUUUGUAUCACCUGAUUCCAAUAUGUAUAACAUUCUAAGCAUGGUCUCUGUAGUUGGAGUUGUGGCUAUGGUUAUUGCUUGCUCUCUAGGAAUGGGACCAAUCCCAUGGCUGAUUAUGUCUGAGAUUCUUCCAGUGAAUAUAAAAGGUUUGGCCGGAAGUAUAGCAACUUUAGCCAACUGGUUCGUCUCUUGGUUAGUCACAAUGACUGCAAAUAUGCUCUUAGCAUGGAGCAGUGGAGGAACUUUUACCCUCUAUGCUUUGGUCUGUGGAUUCACUGUGGCCUUUGUGUGUCUUUGGGUUCCUGAGACCAAAGGCAAAACGCUUGAAGAGAUUCAAGCAUUGUUCAGAUGAUUCUAUACAAGGAGAAGAAGACAAACAACAUACAUUUUUCACUUUUGUUUUUAUCCAUUACAGAUCAUUCUUUUGUCCUCUCUUUGUCUUUAUUUCCUGCUUUGUUCAGCAUGUUUUCCACCAGCUAUUUUGCAAAUUCCAUGAUAAAAAAUUGAAUUAUUUUGAUC